Hyaloscypha bicolor E is the source of this 3431-nucleotide messenger RNA. RefSeq lists its product as uncharacterized. NCBI's taxonomy places the organism in Eukaryota, Fungi, Ascomycota, Leotiomycetes, Helotiales, Hyaloscyphaceae. The record is from RefSeq and is a predicted model, not a curated record. The transcript has a single exon. The coding region runs from base 433 to 3345 and encodes 970 amino acids.
CUGCAGCUUGUCUCCGAUCCAAUACCCCUUCUCUCACUCCUUUGUUUUGUGGCUGCCACUCCCCCGGGAGUGUGUGGUGUCGGGUGUCACAGGUGCUUGUCACUUCGUAACACUCAUCCCCCCCUUUUGUGUGUGUAGUUCUCGAACUCACACACUGGCAAUUUGGAAUUGCCGUCUUCUUUCAAACUUCUCUAUCUUCACCGAUAGAAACUAGUUGGUCACCACGCCAGCUCAUCCCCGCGCAGGUCUUCACUGACUCUGGGCACCACCAAUCGCGCAGGUCUUCACUGACUCUGGGCACCACCAGUCGCACAGAUCUUCACUGAUUCUGGGCACCAGCCGCGCAGGUCUUCACUGACUCUGUGCCACUCCAUCUCGCCGAGGCUCCUCGACAUUCCCCCUUGCUUGUUAAGCACACGCUUCACAAGCCAAAUGGAUCCUUUCUCGUUUGUCUUCCCGUGCUCUGGGCCAAGGACGCCAGCCUUGGACGUGAACGGCGAGCCUCUGUGGAAGCUCUACAAGAUCGAGGACAAGUACACCCACAACGGGCAGCUUGUCUAUGGGAUCAUGUACUACGAGGAAAAGCCGAGGAGGAUGUAUGCGGUCAGUACCUCCGGGGUGGAGCUGAAGUACCCUGGUGAGGUGCAAACGUGGGAGAAGCAGUUCGGCAAGGCAUGGGAGCGGAGACACGGAGCAAGAGGUUCCAAGAUGGGCAACCCUUGGAUGUCUGGAGCCAAGCCUCCUUCGACUCCGGCCGGCAAUCGAAGAAGCGGCAGCGCAGCCUCCGAGAAGCGCAGCUUUCACGACACACCCGGCAAAGCCAAGCAGGAGCCUCAGGAGGGGAAGAAGAAGACGAAUAAAGAUGAGGAUCCUUAUGCCAUCAACGACAUUCCAAUGGGCGACGAUGAGGAUCUCAGCGACGCCAUACCCGAAGACGAUGAGGAUGUGUUCAGCAACACAGGAACAACUGCGAAGUCCUCGAGAUCCAAACCCGGUCCAAUGGCACCUCCCCCAAGACCGCUGCCAAAGUUCAAGACGCUCUUGCCCGCAACCUCGGCUGCAUUGGUUGAUGAUGAUGACGAUAUCAAAGACUCUCCGACGCGUCCAUCCGUCGGAAAUUCACGCAAGUCAGCAACCUCGAUCAUGCCCAACAGUCCAACGAAAGGGGCAUCAAAUUUAUUGCCGAUCCCGAUUCGCGCUACUGCCACGUCCCAAGUGGGACAGACAACCUCUACACCGAGUCUUGGUCCUUCAAGCGUUGGCCCAAGAAGUAUGGCACCGCCUCCUACAUCUUCAAGUGUUGCUUCGAUGUCAGGUGCCCGAGGUCGAGGAGGUAGAUUUCCAGUCAGCGGAUCGAACAUUCCGGUUCUCCAAUCCCGUCCCGGAGUAGCACCGACUCAAGUGAGCGCGAAUAGCACCUCGAUCCAGCAAAGUUCAACAAAUAGCCAGGCUCUCCCUUCAAGGAAUUCCGGUGCACAACGAUCGACGGCGGUUCCUUCAAGUCUCGGACGGGUGGGACCGAGUGCUCCUCUCGCGGCAUCUUCAAGACCUCAGGCGAUGAUCCCCGCUCGUCGAACAUCACCCAUUCCUGCUUCGAACGUGGCACCGAUUGCAGCAGCAGCAACAUGUACAGAGUCCGAUUCGGACGAAGAGCCUCUGCUUCGACGACGGUCCCGCAAGAGUACUAGUCUCGAUGUACCUUCCGCUCCAGCUGCAGCAGGACCCAAUGCUCGACAUUCCAACUCGGACGAUGACAGCACUCAAGAUGAAGGCAACGCUUCAGGACAGGACGCAAACCGCUCUGGCAAUGGAAAGGGGGAUUCAGAUCAAGAAAUGGACGAUGCCGGCCUGGACACAAUACAACCCCCCGAAGAGGCUACUCCUGGCCAAAUUGGAACUGGUGAGUCUGAGGAAUCUCCUGCUGAUGCCCCAACAGAUGCUACUGAAAUCCGCGACUCGGACGAGGAAGACGAUAAAUCGAUCGAAAAUCUCAUCGACGUGGAUGGAAUGCUCGAAGGCGUCAACCAAUUGGCAGAAGCUGCGUAUGCAGAGUCACAGAUGGAGAUGCAGGAAGAGGCAAACGAGGACAACAGCGAAGAUGAAGACGAAGAACCUCCAGUAACUCAGGCACGCUUGGACGAUGGCACCCUGGUGUACGACGCCUAUUCCGAAAAGCUCAUUCGAGCUCACGACCAGAGUCUGCAUGCCCUAGUUCGGAUUGUCAUGGAUCUUGACGGUAUGCCGUGCGAUAGAUGGGUCAAGAAUAGAAAGGACAGCAAGGUAUGCGACUACAAGGAUCUCAGAUUCGUCCUCUGGGUCAUGAUGAUAGGCUGGGAUCCUCUGAUUCUGAAGCAUCUCGUUCAUGGCGACAUUCCCUCUCAAAAUCAGAAAGGUGGAGAGUUAUCCAAGAAGCUCAGAGCCUUGAAAAACCUGCCGAAGAAUAUUGAGACCCCGUCGAUUUACAUGCAAUACCUUGUUGAUCUGGAUGGAAACGCGCCCCCUCAGAAAGAUCUCUUGAAGAUCUUGGAUUACGCGGAGGAUUAUGUCCAAGGUUUGAACGAUCCGAGCAACAAGACGUCUCAUGCCCUGGCUUUGAUAGUGGACCAGGCACUCCCAUCCAAAGUAUGGAACCGAGAAAAGGCAAUGAGAGGAGAGAGACGCUACAUCGAAGGACGAACUCAAGCGAGGAAGUGCAAUGCCUGGAUUGCAGCAGCACGACAGUGCCUGGAAGGUCUCUCCCCAGAUGAAUCCCCAGCUCGACCGUGGGCAGAAUGCGGGUAUGCCACGCAUCCAAACGAGCGCCUUGAUCAACAUGCCAAGCACACUAGCUCGAACUACUUGAUGAACUUGACGGAUGCUAUCUGCAAGACCAAGUUUCAAGGUAAGUAUACUAUUUCCCAGUUUGUUGUACACCAGAUUAUCCACUACACACAUGCAAUGUACGGUGAGGUACUGGCAAGCCGAAUUGGUUUGGUGUAUACUAAUCAAGGGGGCGGAUUUUGCCAUUUCCAGGCAGGAGUCAGUCACGCGAGCGUGUCCAAAACAGAUACAGGACACUUCUCCAGGAAACAAACGCUAAUGUCGAACAAUAAGGAUUUCCUUCUGAGAACCAACGAGGAGUUUUGCAGGAUGCAAGAGAGGACUGAACUUCUCAAUGCGUACGCAGAUCAGGUUGAGAGCCAGCUGGACGGUAUUGGAGAAUUGUAUGCUAUAGCUCAGGUGACUGAAGAAUGGGUGACGGCCUUGGAGGAGAGGGAGAAGAAAUGUGUAGCGGCAGUCAGAGAGACCGACCCUCUGUUAGCAUUUUUGGAGUUCUCUUCCAAGCUCAAAGGAGCAGACGAUUAGCUGGGAGAGCCGAGGAUUUUGGAGUUGUUUCUUGUGGAUGUAAUUAUAUGUACAGUAGUGGAAAUCAAAACAAUCCUCAAACUCCA